AUGGUUCGGUGCCUUUUCUGGGCUCUACUGGGGGCUCCAGGCGCACGCGCAGCAGGGGAUGCGGCGGAUGCUGUGCCGGGAGCCUACAUCGUCGAGUUCAGCGGCGACGGGGAUGCUUAUGCCCUAUACCAGUCGCUUCUGGACGAAGGGAGUAUCGAGGUCGAGCAUCGGAGGAGCUUCGACUCCGACUUGUUUAUGGGGGCUCCAUUCCAGCUUGUGAACCCGACGAGGAACGGUCUGGUCGAGACGUUCCCAUAUGUCGGGCAUCAUCGUGGCCCAGCUGCAGGGCACAUCCACGACGGAGAUCCAAAUCGCCUCCUGCAUGGGGGCUUACGAGAACGGCACAGAUAUCAUCUCGUGCUCAGUCGGCAAGUAUGUAUUACACGUACCAAUACGUGGGGGGCACCAGCUGACCUCGCCCCCGGGUUCUCGGGCCUGGCAGACGACCCACGAGGAUCAGUUGCAUCCCGCAUCGCCGGACAGGGCAUCAUCGUCGUCAUCUCUGCCGGCAAUGAUGGGGACGAAGGACUGGUCUCAGAUUCCUCGCCGGCGACGGGCCGUGGCGUGAUAGUCCGGGGAGCCCCAGAGAGCACCGUCUUACCCAUCAUCCUGUCUGGCGGCUCGUAUGUCGACGAGGGAGCCGGCUCGACCAGAAAAAGUUUUGGGUCCCUCCAGGGAACACCGGCUGCAUCCCAGACUUACAUUGGGCAUCUGCCAGCCCUGGACCAAUCGUCAGUCCGUGAGUGA
Messenger RNA from Anthostomella pinea, 747 nucleotides. The record is from the annotation of a GenBank genome assembly. NCBI's taxonomy places the organism in Eukaryota, Fungi, Ascomycota, Sordariomycetes, Xylariales, Xylariaceae.